GCAAAGUUAUUCUUUAAGAAUACAACAAAGUUUUUAUUGAAAAUAUAUAUAUUUUUUUUAAUUUAUCUAAAAAAACAAAAUGUACAAAUUGUUUGUCCUUGCUGCUCUUUUCGCUGUGACCGCUGCCCGUCCCGGUUAUUUGGGCUCAUCACCGAUAUUGUACUCUUCUCCCACCUACAUUCAAGAACCAGCUCUUGUUAGUGUUGGUUCGGUUGUUAAAUCUAUACCCACCGCCGUUUCUCAUCAAUCUAUCUCACAGGUUCACUCCUCAGCUCAUUAUGUUGAACCAAUUGUAGCUCCUGUUCUAAAGACUACUUAUGUUUCUCCUGUGGUCAAAACAAUUGCUACCCCAGUUGUACACAGCAGUUAUGGUUCAGCUCCAGUAUAUAAAACUUAUGCUCAUGAAGCUCCACUUUUGCAUAGUUACAGUGCUGGAACCGUAUUAAAAUCCUAUGCUCCCAGCUAUGGCUCUCACUACUCGCAAUGGUAAAUGGAGUUCGAAUAGCAAGGAAAAGAACUAAUAAAUAUUUUGUAUUAAAAACAGUAUUAAACGAUUAAAUCUAUUGUUACGAUGAAAUAAAUUCAAAACA
Lucilia cuprina (Australian sheep blowfly) is the source of this 590-nucleotide messenger RNA. Its product is annotated as pupal cuticle protein G1A-like. The record is from RefSeq and is a predicted model, not a curated record. The coding region runs from base 80 to 490 and encodes 136 amino acids. The transcript is spliced from 2 exons. NCBI's taxonomy places the organism in Eukaryota, Metazoa, Arthropoda, Insecta, Diptera, Calliphoridae.